Messenger RNA from Motacilla alba alba, 5681 nucleotides. It is a transcript of the gene SLX4IP, whose product is annotated as SLX4 interacting protein. The transcript is spliced from 12 exons. The coding region runs from base 326 to 1675 and encodes 449 amino acids. The record is from RefSeq and is a predicted model, not a curated record. NCBI's taxonomy places the organism in Eukaryota, Metazoa, Chordata, Aves, Passeriformes, Motacillidae.
CUGCUACUGCAGCCACUGCGCCUUUCACCUGCGCCCGGCAGUCUGAGGCUUCCUGUGGGCGGGCAGAAGUGCCCCGGCCAAAACAAGUGCAAAUAACUUUGUUCCCUGACCUCCGCUUUUCCCUAGCUCUUCUGCUUUCCUGUAUCCACUUUUCCUGUAUUCACUCCUGUGCCCCCUCUGCCCACCCGGACAUGGGCAGUGGGUGAAGCUUGCUGCUGUAUCUCCAGGUGUGUGCCAGGAGUUUUCAGUUCCUCCUCCCUCCGAGCUCUGCAUUUCCUCCCCACAGGAAGCUGCUUUGCUAAGGACCAGCUCACACUGACCCAUCAUGGCAUCCAACAAAUUUGUCAUUAAGUGUGGGAACUUUGCUGUCUUGGUGGAUGUUCAUAUUUUGCCUCAAGGCUCCAGUAAAGACACCAGCUGGUUUUCAGAUCAUGAGAAAGAGGAGGUCUGCAAGCUGCUAGAAGAAGUUGUUGCUUCGAGGGUCAAACACUACUUGGAGGCACCUAAACAACGUGGUCAGGGGAAGCCCACGGAACAGGGAUCAUCUGGGCCUUUGUUUCUUACCGCCAACAGUUUGCACAUCACUGCCUACUUUAUGAAGAGAUGGGUUAAUCUCCGCUGUGCUCUAGGGAAACGUUAUCGUGAGCUCCGUGUGUUUCCUGAGAAAUUUAUCGUUUGUGUCAGUAAACUUGACUUUGAUCCAAGUGCUUGGACAUGUGACAAUGGUGGAUUGAAAGAAGAACUUUCUGGGACGUCUGAAUAUUUUACUGAAGCUGCUGAGAACAAGGAGCCUAAGAUUAGUCUGAGUGAACAAAUAAAGCAAGACAUCCUGAGAAAAAUUGUGAAGAGGACAAAACCAAGGAGAAGUAGUGCAAGCAAACCUCAAAUCAGCAAGGACUCCAAGAAAGCGUAUCCUGGCUGGGCAGACUCGCAGACAGAGAACAGAAAGAGCGACUGUGAGACUGCUCCCAGUGCUCGGUCUGCUGUGAGACGCAGGAGCCCAGGCCUGCUGAAGGACUGCACAAACACAGCUGAGAGCAGCUUGGGCCUUCCUGUGCUAGAGCAGAGAAGGGAUGUUCAUCAGAGACAGCCCGAAAAGGUUCACAGCCAGCGCAAAGCUCACUCUCUGGAGCGGUCAGAGGCGAGUCUGCUCAGUGAGAGCCCUCCUUGCAGCUCUGAGUCAGCGCUGCCAGCUCCUGAGCAAAGUCAGAGAGGGACCGGAGCACGGGCUCAGCUCGAGACCUGUGGUUCACAGGAAGAGUUGGAGCAUUUCACCAAAGUGUCCUCUGAAGGGACUCCUUUAAUGUCUGUCAGUACAGAAGUGAGUGAGUGUGAUGAUUAUUGUUUGGGUCCAUUCCUGGAGGAGAAGACACCUCUUAACUCCAGGUUGUUUUCAAAGCAAGAUGUGACAGAGACUGUGGCUGACAAGAAGUCGUUGACUUUGAGAAAAAACCCCUCCUGGUCUCUUUUUGUGGGCAGCAGUGGAGUGCAGACAAGCCAAAAUGAGCUAAGCACAGCCCCUGAAGAGCUGCCUGCAGAGCCAACAUCAUGUCUAGAGCUGCACACCGUGUCUUCAGAGAAGCUUUCCCAAAAAAGAAAAAAAGAAGUGGAAAGUGGUCUCGGGAAGUUAAAACUGCGAAGGCUUAAGAAGUCAAAAUCUGAAAUACUGCCUUGAUAGCAUGGGUGGUCAGCCGAGGUUGUGCCUAAGCAGAGAGCAGGAAGCAAUUCAAAAUUAUGGAAAACAAUAAAAAUACAAAAUCAAAAUUAGAGAACACAUUAAGAAAAUUUAGUUAACCAAGGAUCUUAGUCAUUUGGCACUGUAAUAAAGGUAAUCCUUUUAAGUCUUUAGGAAUUAGUCAUGAUUAUUGCACAAGUCAGCAUCAUAUUUAUAGAAAGAAAAAUCUCUUAUAAAAUAUUUACUAAGCAAAAUUUUAGAUUUAUACAUCUUCAGUGCUAUUAACAAGUCAUAUCAGCUGCUGACAGCAAAAGUUAAAAGUCCUUGUGUGAUCUGUUAGCAGCUGCAGUUACUUGGUAUCUUGCUUGUUUCUGAGCAUGUAGUUUAUUUUGGUUAAAAAUUAACCCUUUCUCUAUAUUAGAAAGUUCGUGGUUUACUCACAUGAUCUUUACAGCAGUAAAACAAAUUAAGUUUAUUUCAAAUAACUCUUUAACCAGGAUUAAUAGCUGAUGAUUUGAGGCCCACUUUUUCAGAGAAGUUUCAAAAUAACUAUAGUUUCUGCUUGUGUAGUUUUGAUAUGAACAUUUAGUUCUAGCCCAUGUUGUGGAUACAAGUCAUGCAUUCAGUCUUGGGGAAAGAAUGAAGAUUUCUUUUAUAUAUUUAGAUUUAUAUAUUUGCACCUGGAUUGCAAACAUUGUUCUUGGGUGAAGUUCCUCUAUAAACAUGUCUACGCAUCUUCAUGGAUACAUGUUUCAAAAUCAGGCCUUGCUUGUGUGCAAGGGCAACAUGCUGGUUUUCAUGUGGAAGUAAUACCAGAGUUAAAUCACAUUUUAAGAUAAAUUUUAAUUUCACAGUGCUUGUUCGUACUGCUUCUUAAAUUUAAAUGCUAAUGAGCUAAGGAAAUGUACCUUUUUUAUUUCAUGCUUAUCUUUUUUAAAUGUGUAGAAUAAAUGUAUAAGCUGUUUCCUUUCAUCAUUCUCAAGCUCAGUGUGACCGCAGCCUCUGAGGCAGCAGUGCCCUGGCAGCAGGAGAGCCAGCCAUGUCCUUGGCAUGCAGCAGGCCCCGGAGGGGACUGUCCCACUCUGCUCUGGCCCCAAGGGCUGGGGACGGCUGUGGGCACUGGAAUGUACAGAAGAUACAAAUGUGUUUGAGAACAUCCAGAGGAGAGCGCGAGGAUGGUGAAGGCCUUGAGGGGAAGCCCUGUGAGGAGCAGCGCUGGGUCUGUUCAGCCUGGAGAAGAGGAGACUGAGGGGAGACCUGAUUGCAGCUACAGCUUCCUGGUGGGGGGAACAGGAGGGACAGGCACUGGUCUCUUCUGUGUGGUGACAGUGACAGCACCUGAGGGAAUGGCCUGAAGUUGUGUCAGGGCAGGUUUAGCUUGGAUAUCAGGAAGAGGUUUUCCACCCAGAACCUGGCUGGGCACUGAGCAGGCUCCCCAGAGAAGUGGUCACUGCACCAAGCCUGGCAGAGCUCAGGAAGCAUUUGAGCAACGCUCCCAUGCACAGGUGGGAUUGUUGGGGUGUCCUGUGCAGGGCCAGGAGCUGGACUUUGGUGAUCCUUGGGAGGCCCUUCCAGCUCAGCAUAUUCUGUGCUCUGUGAUUUUGAGUGAAGUAAUUUAGAAAAAUCUCAGUGACAUUUACUUACGACUGUGGAUCUCCUCAUUGAGGUUAAGGAGGUGAUUCACAUCCAGGAGCAUUAGAGUUGGUGGUGUCACCCAGGUCUUGAUGAGAGUUAGCUGCUCUGCAGCUGACAGCAGGACACUGCUGAUUGUACAGCUUCCUCCUGCUGGAAGUGAUUUCUGCUCUCUUGCUGCAAAUGAAGAAGAUUCUGCAUGUGUCUGGAGGACAUGUUCUCUUUUUUCUUUCAGCUCUUUGGGUGAUGUUUCUCAGUGCUUUGCAGUCAGGUUGCAAAUCCUUACCCAGCUCCAGGCUCUGCUAAAAGGUCUUUCCCAGUACCAGCAAAACCAAGGCUGCAAAGAACCUGGUUUGGAGGACGAAGAGCCUGAGUAACCCGGGUGAAGGAGAAGAUGUGGGCUGAGGGAACGGCCGCGCACGGAGCCUUUCAUCAGAGGAUAUCAAAGCACUCCAGCUGAACCUGGAGGGAGCUGGAAGUGCUCAUUCUGACAGCUGGGGCAGCACUGAGGGAAGAGCUGCUUCCAAGGUGUCAGCUGGUGUGAGAACAGGAGGUGUGUCUGUGCAAGGAAAAUGGUUUCACCAGGGCACGGCUGGAGAUGCAGUCCCACCUUUGGGCCCCGGCCUGGGUCACGUUCCCCUGGCCUGAGGGGCUCCAGCUGCCCUUGGCUCCUGCCAGCACUGCAGAGCGAGCCAUUCCCGAGACUGGCAUUCCCGGUGACAUGAAUGUAUUGGUGUGAGGGCUGAUGUAACUGCACCAUCAGCACCUUUCCCAGGUACCUCUACGUAAGAUGGGCCCUUUCCAUGCGGAGGUGCAGGGCUUUGAUGUGGCCGUGUUCAGCCAGGCUGAACCAAACCCUGAUGCAGCAGGUUCAAUUAGCUGUAGGUAGAGCAAAGCUCAGAGUGCUAAGGAGAGCAUUUCAUUUCAUUUCAUUUCAUUUCAUUUCAUUUCAUUUCAUUUCAUUUCAUUUCAUUUCAUUUCAAUUCAAUUCAAUUCAACUUCAUUUCUUGCAUGCUUAAAUGGCAGCUCAGGAAGCACACACUUUUCAGUGCUUAGAUGAAGAAGGUUCCAAAGAACAAACUUACACUAGCAGUGGGAAACUUCUCCUGACUAAACAGAAUAUAUUUUCCCUGAGUAGAAGUGUUAACUGGCAAAGUAUGAUUUCCACAAGAAUAAAUGUGCCUUGGUAUUCUAAGAGGGAAGCCCUAAAGUUCACGUUUCUAUUUAUUUUCAUGGCAACGGAAACCACUUCAUGGACCAGCCCCCAGCUUGGUAGUGCAUCUGGGCUUUGGGGGACUGUUCUUGUGCUACAGGCACCAGUGUAGGUUUUGGAGUUACCACUGAGAUAGGAGGAUUAAUUAAAAAUACCAUUAUGGCAAUGGUGUAGAAUUUUCUGACUGCCCCCUGUACAACUUGCAUGAUUCUAAUUUUCUAACACCGUGGGAUAGUGACAAAGUGAGGAAAACCCACGGAGAGAAGCAGGGUGUGUGUGGAGGAGCUCUGCAGUAGCAAAACCUCUGCAUGGAGCACAGGAAAGGCUGGAAGUUAAUGAAUGAACCCUGAGCUCAGGGCUUUGACAUGUUUUGAAGCUUGAGGAACCCAGGUUUUGCUUUCACUGAGUCUUCAGAGACCUAAACAGCUUUGUCACUACAUGUACACAUUGUUAAAUGAUUAAGUCUGUAAAUAGAAAUGGCCUCAGUAGGUUUUCUAGAAGCCUGACAACUAUAUGUUCUCAGAAAUAGCAAAUGCCCUAUUUUAUUUAUUUUUUUGGUUAAUAGAAGGCAGACUCCUACAAUUCCCCACAAAUUCAGGUAUGUUUAAGCCCUUUGGAAGUGGGGCUCAUGUUUCUGUAUCCUUGAAUUUGAGACCCAUGUGAACAGCAGACAGUGGGAAGAUGGUUAAUUCAACAUUAAAAGUACAGGAAAGCAGUCAGGGAAUAGCCCAUCUUUGCCCUUUGGAGGCAGGUGGAAGAUUCCAUUAUCUUUAAGCAGUUUUUUUGGACACGACGUGUUUGCUUUAUUGCAGAUUUAGAAGUCAGGGAACAAAGGGAAAUAAAUACUCGUGGGAUUUGUUUGAUGAGGAAUUAUUGAAGUGGUCAGCUGAAGCUAAUGGUGUUGACUUCUCCUUCAGGAGGCAGUAAAUUAAACAGGCUCCAGCACCUGCCCUGUGUGGUGAGUGUGAAGAGUAAAAGCAGCACCCAGCCAAAGUACAGUAGCCACAAUGGAAAUCUUCUAAAGUGAAUUUCCCACCCGCUUGGCUCUUGCACUUCCCGUGAGGCCCACAAACGUUGGAAGAGAUGUAGCGAACCCCUUCGGGUGUGCUGUUGGAAGCCACUGCCACGGUGCAGCUGUCAAUUACUGCAGAAAAGCAGAGA